Messenger RNA from Sporothrix brasiliensis 5110, 744 nucleotides. RefSeq names its product member of the syntaxin family of t-SNARE. The coding region runs from base 1 to 744 and encodes 247 amino acids. Lineage: Eukaryota; Fungi; Ascomycota; Sordariomycetes; Ophiostomatales; Ophiostomataceae. The transcript has 2 exons. Gene Ontology annotation, molecular function: SNARE binding; SNAP receptor activity. Gene Ontology annotation, biological process: intracellular protein transport; vesicle fusion; Golgi to vacuole transport. Gene Ontology annotation, cellular component: endomembrane system; SNARE complex; membrane. The record is from RefSeq and is a predicted model, not a curated record.
AUGGCGUCUCCUAAUGAUGAGGACCCGUUCCUCCAGGUCCAACAAGAUGUCCUCUCCCAGCUAGCCUCGACACGGCCCCUCUUUGAGUCCUACCUGCGCAUCCGCUCCCUCUCGACAGCGGCCACCUCCCCGGAGCUCACAGCCGCUCGUGCCGAUCUUGAGUCUGCACUCUCGUCGCUCGCCGAAGACCUCGCCGACCUCGUCGAGAGCGUGCGCGCCGUUGAAGACAACCCGGCUCAGUUUGGCCUCAAUGUGGCCGAAGUCACGCGGCGCCAGCGCGUGGUGCAGCAGGCGAGCGAAGAGGUGGACAAGAUGCGGCGUGAGCUCAAGGCCGUGGUGUCAGGCCACAACCGACCAGGAGGUGCUGGUGGUGCUGGCGGCGACCUGCCCGACCCAAACGCGUUUGCCAUGGAAAAUGGUGAUGGAACAGACAAUUACGCUGAGUUUGAGCGCGAGCAACAACUGCAAAUGAUGAAUGAGCAGGACCAGCAUUUGGACGGCGUGUUCCAGACGGUCGGCAACCUGCGGCGGCAAGCCGACGACAUGGGCCGCGAGCUGGAGGAGCAGCGCGAAAUGCUCGAGGUGACAGACAACCUUGCGGACCGUGUCGGCGGGCGGUUGGAGACGGGUAUGAAGAACUUGCAAACCAUUAUCCGGCGCAACGAGGACCGGUAUAGCAGCUGCUGCAUCGGUGUGCUGAUUGUUGUCCUGAUUGUGUUGCUGGUUUUGCUUCUCGUGCUCUAG